Molecule: messenger RNA, 3167 nt
Organism: Salvelinus namaycush (lake trout)
Lineage: Eukaryota; Metazoa; Chordata; Actinopteri; Salmoniformes; Salmonidae
Product: alpha-parvin
Exons: 13
Coding region: 132-1250 (372 amino acids)
Biological process (GO): cilium assembly; actin cytoskeleton organization; establishment or maintenance of cell polarity
Cellular component (GO): cytoplasm; actin cytoskeleton; focal adhesion
Molecular function (GO): actin binding
Source: RefSeq, a predicted model, not a curated record
AUGGCUGCGCAAAUACUUGGAAUUCCGGUUCCGUCGUUGUCUAUUCCGUAAACUUUGACAAGCAGAAAGUUGUGUUUCUAUGAUAGGCUACAACAGUCUCAAUAGCCUGAAUACCCAGUAAUAAACUGGAAAUGGCUUCUUCGCCACAGAAAUCACCUUCUUCUCCCAAAUCCCCGACUCCAAAAUCACCCCCUUCAAGAAAAAAAGAUGACUCUUUCCUCGGAAAACUUGGGGGAACUUUGGCCAGAAGAAAAAAGGCAAAAGAAGUGUCUGAGCUCCAGGAGGAGGGGAUGAAUGCCAUCAACCUGCCGCUCAGCCCCAUCCCCUUUGAACUGGACCCAGAGGACACCAUGCUGGAGGAGAAUGAGGUCCGCACCAUGGUUGACCCUAAUUCCAGGAAUGACCCCAAACUGCAAGAACUGAUGAAGGUACUCAUAGACUGGAUAAAUGAUGUGCUGGUGGGGGAGAGAAUCAUUGUCAAAGACCUGGCUGAAGAUCUCUACGAUGGGCAGGUUCUGCAGAAACUAUUUGAGAAGCUGGAGGGUGAGAGGCUGAAUGUGGCUGAGGUGACCCAGUCUGAGAUAGCCCAGAAGCAGAAGCUGCAGACAGUUCUGGAGAAGAUCAACGACACUCUGAAGGUCUCAAUCAGAAACAUCAAAUGGACCAUUGACUCUGUCCAUGCUAAAAGCAUCGUGGCCAUUCUCCAUUUAUUGGUGGCUCUGUCUCAGCACUGCCGCGCCCCCAUCCGCCUACCUGAUCAUGUGUCCAUUCAAGUUGUGGUUGUACAGAAACGGGAGGGGAUCCUGCAGUCUCGCCAGGUUCAGGAAGAGAUCACAGGGAACACGGAGGCUCUAUCAGGAAGACAUGAGCGAGAUGCGUUUGACACCUUGUUUGACCAUGCACCAGACAAGCUGAAUGUGGUGAAAAAGACUCUGAUCACCUUUGUGAACAAGCACUUGAACAAGUUGAACCUGGAGGUGUCUGAAUUGGACACACAGUUUGCUGAUGGUGUGUACCUGGUGUUGCUGAUGGGACUGCUUGAGGGCUACUUUGUUCCUCUCUUCAACUUCUUCCUAACGCCAGAGCAUUUUGACCAAAAGGUGCACAAUGUGGCUUUCUCCUUUGAGCUGAUGCAAGAUGGAGGCCUGGAGAAACCCAAGCCACGGGCAGAGGAUAUUGUGAACUGUGACCUGAAGUCUACUCUGAGGGUACUCUACAACCUCUUCACCAAAUACAGAAAUGUGGAAUAAAGACUGGUACUUCACCGUUCAUUCAGUUAUAUCGAUGUAUCAAUCAAGCAAAUGCCCUGUUUAGAUCUAUAUUUCAGGGCAAACACAAUGCAUCUAACCUGUGUUAGCCUGUGUUACCUGUGUUAGCUGUGUCCUGCUGAAGGCUCACUAAAACACAAGUACAGCACAGUAUGUUGUAAAGUGUUUGGAUAUGAAAAGAAAGAUAUAUUUCAGUAUUAUUGAAAGUUAACUUAAUGAAUUAUUGAUUAUGCCGUCGUAUUGUUGAGUCAUUGCCAUGUUGAAUUGUUCUUACCCAUGUCAUUCCGGGCCGACACCGUGUGAAGUCUACUUGGAUUCACUUGCAACUACAUGAAGGAUCAGAAUAUUGAUGUAUUGAAUGUAUGUGUAUGACAGCUGGGUUUGUGCUUAUCAAAGCAUUUACUUCCAUCUUUUGAAAGAAAUCAGACGAUUUGAAUUGACUCAGAAGGUUUUUGAUUGUUGUACUUAAAGCAGUGGGACCACAGAGUACGCACUAUUAAUUUAUAUACUGCCAUGCUGCAUAUCUUUACCUUUGUUUGCUUUGUCUAAUUUUAUAUAUUUUAAUACUGGUCAUUUUACUUUAAAUAUAGUCUACCUGUAGUGGCAUUUUUGCUCAUCAUUUACCAAAGAUAGUAUUUUAGAUACAUUAUUUGAAGCUGUUAGAUUCUUAAAUAUUUUGUGCUUAUGCAAAGCAUGAUGUAUGGCUAAUUUUUACUAUUUGUUUAUAAUCUAUUCAUAAAAAAAUGUUUGCAAAGUAAUAUUCCAGUGCAGUGUUUACUACAACUACAGAACAGCAAGACCCCAGUACAGUUUAUUUUUUUUAUGUCAAGAGCGGAGUAUGAAUUCAAACGAUAAAACACUAUAUUCAACAGAACUAGCUAGUAGUGCUGAGAAUGUAGUGUGGGAGUUUGACCAAAAUUGAUUCCGUUGUGUACUUUAAUUUGAAGGUCGUAAUAAUUUCUUUCUAUGUUGUGGUCUGAGUGCAGGUUUAUGGGCCUUGUGCUGUAGCAAACGUGUGGCAUUCCUUCCCAUGAAAACUUGUAUGCUCUGAAUUGUUAAUAUGCUAUAUCAUCAAGUGAAAUAUAGAAGAGCACAGUAAAAUGGGGCACCUGAGUGGCACAGCUGUCUAAGGCACUGCAUCUCAGUGCUAGAGGCGUCACUACAGACACCCUGGUUUGAAUCCAGGCUGUAUCACAACCGGCCGUGAUUGGGAGUCCCGUAGGGCGGCGCGCAAUUGGCACAGCGGUGUCCAGGUUUGGCCAGUGUAAAUAAGAAUUUGUUCCUAACUGACUUGCCUAGUUAAAUAAAGGUUAAAUAAAACAUGUUUACAUUAAAAUACCAUCAGGAUUUGGUGGUUUUAACAGAUUGACUUUACUCAACUUUUGUUACACCUGGCAUUGUACCAUUUCAUAGACAAAUAAUACUGUAUUGGACUGUGGAUCUUGGUGAAAGUGGCUGCUUUACAACGAGAACUUAGCUUACAGUCUUCCCAAGAAGUAGAGGUGCUCUACAUGCAAUUCAUGAAUGAAUUUGCUAACCACACACUGACUGAAUGGCUUUGCUAAGUGCUUAGCUGCGAAUAGGAAGGUCACAUUUUUUCCUUUGAGUAACAACACUACUGUACAGUGAAGCACAGCACAUAAUGCAUGACAAGGUUACAAUAGAAGUUUCAGUGGAAUUUAUUUGUGCCUGAUUUGAUCUAUAUAGCAUGUUUCUUUUAUUUAAUUGCUUCUUUUUAGGAGUUGGAAUUCAUUUCUUUCAAUUUACAGACACUUAAGAUUAGUUAAGAUGCUUUUACUGUGUCAUGUCAACUGUCUUAAUUGAGCACAGAAAUUAGUGAGAGGAGAAAUUAGUGAUUUAUCUUGUUUGAGUCUUCGAAUAAAGUAGAAAAUACUCAUA